Hymenoscyphus albidus is the source of this 2390-nucleotide messenger RNA. Lineage: Eukaryota; Fungi; Ascomycota; Leotiomycetes; Helotiales; Helotiaceae. The record is from the annotation of a GenBank genome assembly.
AUGAUUUCUACAUUACUCAUAAUUUCACUACUGGUGUUCGAGAUACAAGCACAAGAGGACUACAGCAAAUACGUCAAAGUUCUGUAAGUCAAGUUAUCAGGAUUGUUUUCGCGUUAUCUGACAAGAAUCAGUUCCGGAACGGAAAAUGGAGGCAACAACUUUCCUGGUGUCGCUAGACCACAUGGUAUGGUAAAGAUAGGACCAGAUUUGUUGAAGGAAGGCACGGAUUCGUACUCAGGCUACUUGGUUGAUGGGAACUUCUCUGGUUUCAGUCUGAUGCACGAACAAGGUACUGGAGGGGCCCCCAAGUACGGAACUGUCGCUCAAUUACCGGUGAUUGGGAAUAUCAGUGAUCCAUUAUCUGGAAUUACGAUUGGGAGAUUAGGGGCUGAUGAAGCAACUCUCGGUCACUAUAAGGCCAAAACGAUUCAGAAUGUCAUGGUCGAGCUUUCUGCAAGUGAGAGAGCGGGUGCGUAUCGAUACACGUUUCCGGCUUCGAGUACCGAGAACAGUGUUCUUGUCGAUGUCAGUCAUGUGCUUCCGUCUUUUCGUGGCCAGGGUUUAGGUCAAGCAUAUGCUGGUGGGGAGUUUACGGUUUAUCCAGAUGGCCAUUAUGAGGCGUUGGGGAUUUACAAUAAUGGCUGGAACAGAUCUCCAAACUGGAAGAUAUACUCUUGCAAGUUGCUCUCAAAUCGAUGAUCACCAGUAGCUGACUUCUAACAGGUAGUUACUUUGACUCCAAACCAAACUUUGCUCAAGUUUACCAAGGCACUACUGUUCAAACUUCUGGGUCAGCGAACUCGACUUCUAGCACUCUUGUCGGCGGUAUAUUCAGAUUCAACAACACUAUUGUCCAAUCCCGAGUUGGCAUAUCAUGGAUCUCGAAAGCUCAAGCCUGCCAAAACGUCCAAGAUCAAAUCCCCGCAACAACAACAUUCGAAGAAACCGUCCAUUCUACAAAGAACGCAUGGAAUUCCCAAGUGCUCUCAAAGAUCACAACAACUUCAACGAACACCAAUAGCUUAGAACUGCUAUACACAUCCCUAUAUUUCAUGAAUCUUCUGCCCACAAACCAAACUGGAGAGAACCCUGGCUGGAAGUCAGAGGAGCCAUAUUACUCCGAUAUCUUCACAUUGUGGGAUCUUUUCCGAUGCUCCACGGCUUUACUCCAUGUCCUACAACCUGUUGUUUACAAGGAGCACAUUCGUUCCCUGAUUGACAUCUGGCGCCAUGACGGCUAUCUCCCAGAUGCGCGGUCGUCUAAUUACAACGGGAGAACCCAAGGAGGCUCAAAUGCCGACAACGUUCUGGCUGACGCUUAUGUGAAAGGAGUCCGUGGGAGGGUCAGUUGGAAUGAUGGCUACGCGGCAAUGGUCAAAGACGCUGAAGUCGCACCUCCGAACUUAAAUCCAGAUCCAAUGGCACCAGAUUCCUCAACCAAAGAGGGACGUGGUGCGCUUCCAGAUUGGUUGGAAUAUGGAUUCAUCACACCGAAAUAUACUCGAGCCGCCUCACGAGCGGUGGAAUACGCAUACAACGACUUUUCUCUCUACCAAAUUGCAAACGGUCUUGGCAAGACCGAAGAUGCAGCCAAAUAUCUCAAUCGUUCGAGAAAUUGGCGUAAUCACUGGAAUCCGGAGCAGACAGCACUAGGUUUCAAGGGCUUUGUGGUUCCAAGAAAUGAAACUUCUUUUCUCCCUACGGAUUCGUUGGGCGAUAGUGGAUACUGGGGAGAUCCGUAUUACGAAGCUACAAGCUGGGACUACUCUUUCACAGAUGUCCACGAUAUGGCAAAAUUGAUCGAGUGGAUGGUAGGCAAAGAAAGGUUUUAUGAGCGUCUUGAGGCAACAUUUACAGUUGGCGCAAACCCUAGUAGACCGAAUGAUGUGAUUUUCGAUGCGACCAACGAACCGACAUUCACCGUUCCGUAUCUGUACAACUACAUCAAUCUCCCCAACCGCUCCGUCUACCAGUCUCGCAAAAUAGCAAAGCAAAAAUACAACACCUCUCCGACCGGACUCCCUGGAAACAGCGAUGCUGGCGCUAUGCAGACAUGGCUGCUUUGGAAUAUGAUAGGGCUUUAUCCUGUUACCGGCCAAACGACAUUUCUCAUUCAUUCGCCUUGGUUCGAAUCUUUGACGAUCGAUUUGGGCAACGGGAAAAAAUUGGAUAUUGUAAGUAAAGGGGGUGAUGGGAAUGGAGACUCGAAAUAUUAUGUUCAGAGUGUUAGGGUUAAUGGGGUGGAGUGGACGAAGAGUUGGUUGGUUUGGGGUGAUGUUUUUGAGGAAGGGGGGAGGAUUGAGUUUGUGUUGGGCGACGAGGAUACGAGCUGGGCUACGGGGGACUUGCCUCCUAGUCCUGCGACGGAAGGGGCGGAGCCAUAUAUUUAA